AUGACAGUUUAUCAGUCAGUAGCUCAAUGGAAGUUGAUGACCGCCUCUCAUACCUGGAACAGCGUGUCCAGCUUCAGGAAGAUGAGAUUCAGCUUCUAAAAGCAGCUUUGGCAGAUGUGCUUCGGCGACUCAGCAGUUAUGAAGAGCAAAGUCAGUUUUUUGGAAAAAGAAUUGGACCCACAAAAAUGAGACAGAUCCUGCAAGCUUUGCCCUCCAAGCCUAGCUUUGCUAAUGGGUACAUCCCACAGAGGCAGCUGGGUGGUUACCCCUCAUCUCCAUCUUCUCCAAAGAAGGAAAUGGUACCACGCUAUACUAGCAGUUUCUCAAGGAGCGUGUCUACAGAGCGGCUGUCCAGCCUGAGAAGGGAAGGGUCUGCAGAUUCCCGGAGCAGGACAACUUCUUCUAGCAGUUCCUCUAGUGGGAAAAAAGAGGGAAAACCCAAAGAUGCUGUCUUCAGUGCAGAUGAUGGCCAUGUUAAGAUGUUCCUUCGAGGCCGUCCAGUUACUAUGCCCGUUCUGGAGAAGAUGAAGGACACUUAUAGCUUGAAUGCCCGAUCAGAGCUGCCAGCCAAGAGUUUGAAGUUGCACUGGGUAUAUGGGUACCGUGGUCGUGAUUGUCGUUGUAACCUCUUCCUUCUUCCUACUGGAGAAAUUGUUUACUUUAUAGCAUCAGUGGUGGUCCUAUAUAAUCCAGAGGAACAGCAACAAAGACAUUAUAUGGGUCAUAAUGAUGACAUUAAAUGCUUGGCUGUUCAUCCUGAUAUGGUUACCAUAGCAACAGGACAAGUAGCUGGGACAUCUAAAGAUGGCAAGAUGCUACCUCCUCACAUUCGUGUUUGGGACUCUGUCAGCCUGAAUACCCUUCAUGUUUUGGGCAGUGGUUAUUUUGAUCGGGCUGUGACCUGUGUGGGUUUCUCAAAGUCGAAUGGAGGAGCAUACCUCUGUGCUGUCGAUGAUGCAAAUGACCAUAUUCUGUCUGUCUGGGAGUGGCAGAAAGAGAAGAAAUUGGCAGAGGUGAAGUGCUCUCAGGACUCUGUGUUGGCAGCACAAUUCCACCCACUGGACUCCAAUUUGAUUCUGACAUGUGGGAAAUCCCACAUCAACUUCUGGACCAUUGAAGGAGUCACACUAACUAAAAAGCAGGGUCUUUUUGAGAAACAUGAGAAGCCCAAGUAUGUGCUAAGCAUCGCAUUUGCAGAAAAUGGAGAUGCCAUUACUGGGGACUCCAGCGGGAACAUCUAUGUUUGGGGAAAAGGUGGCACUCGGAUCACCUUAGAACUCCGUGGCGCCCACGAGGGAGGUGUUUUCUCACUGUGUGUGCUGAAGGAUGGGACCCUGGUGUCUGGUGGUGGGAAGGAUCGUAAAUUAGUUCUCUGGGAUCGAGACUAUCAGAAGCAGGAAGAACUCGAGGUUCCCGAAUUACUGGGACCAGUGCGAUGCAUAGCAGAGGGAAAACUGAGUGAGAUUUUUGUGGGAACCACACGUAAUGCAAUAGUGAAGGGAUCAUUUGGCGGAGAGAUGCUUCCUGUUGUGCAGGGUCACAUGGAUGAGUUAUGGGGUCUGGAUACACACCCAACACUGGAACAGUUUGUGACUUGCGGCCAGGACAAGCUGAUUCACCUGUGGGAUACUACCACCCAUAAACCACUGUGGAGUAAAUGUAUUGAGGAUGCAGCUCGUUCUGUAGGCUUUCACCCAAGUGCUACUGUACUUGCAGUCGGAACUAUGACUGGAAAGUGGCUAGUGUUGGACACGGAAACACAAGAUUUGGUGUCGACCCAUACUGAUGGAAAUGAGAUCAUCUCUGUGGUGAAAUACUCCCCAGAUGGGAUGUUCCUUGCUGUCGCAUCUCAUGACAAUGUGGUGUAUGUCUACAGUGUAUCUGAAGGUGGCAGAAAAUAUACCCGUGUGGGAAGGUGCACUGGACACUCUAGCUUUGUGACUCAUUUGGAUUGGUCAAUUGACAGUCAGCAUUUCGUCACCAACUCUGGGGACUACGAAAUCCUUUACUGGAAUGCAUCCACAUGCAAGCAGCUGACCUGCAUGGAGACCGUGCGCAAGAUGGACUGGGCCACAUACACUUGCACUCUAGGCUUUUCAGUCUUUGGAAUCUGGCCAGAAGGGGCUGAUGGUACGGACAUCAAUGCAUGUAACCAAUCACAUGAUCAGAAACUACUAGCCAGUGCAGAUGAUUUUGGAAAAGUGCACUUGUUCUCUUUCCCCUCUUCCCAUCCUCGGGCCCCAAGCCACAUGUAUGGGGGCCACAGCAGCCAUGUGACCAAUGUUGCCUUUCUCCAUGAUGACAGCUGUCUGGUUUCCACUGGGGGUAAAGACAUGAGCAUACUGCUAUGGGCUGUCGUCUAGACCUGCCUUGGCAGUGGAGAGUCCUAUCUGGCUCAGCAAGUUUCUAGAAUGGAAAGUGGGUUGGCACACACCUGGGAGCAUGCAUGUGCAUGUUUAUGUUCACAGAGAAACCCUUACAAACAAUUUCCCUGACACAAACGUACACAAGACACCCCGCCUCUACACUUGUAAUCACAGGCACAUGUAAGAAUAUGCAGCGAAGCAAGUUUCAAGUCUCCCACUCAUGCAAUUAGACACCCUGACAUAAUCUCCCACAAAUUCACAAAAGCAUGAACACAUGUGAACCAAUGGGCAUGGAAAGAAAGUAUUGCUCUAGUUCUGCUCAUGUCUAAACAAGAUUGCUGGUUGUUUGUGGAGUUUUAUUAUAAAUAAAAGUUGUCUUAAAGUUUAUCACA
Molecule: messenger RNA, 2758 nt
Organism: Polypterus senegalus (gray bichir)
Lineage: Eukaryota; Metazoa; Chordata; Cladistia; Polypteriformes; Polypteridae
Gene: eml2
Product: EMAP like 2
Exons: 21
Coding region: 27-2363 (778 amino acids)
Biological process (GO): microtubule cytoskeleton organization
Cellular component (GO): mitotic spindle
Molecular function (GO): microtubule binding
Source: RefSeq, a predicted model, not a curated record